Messenger RNA from Rhizopus microsporus ATCC 52813, 417 nucleotides. RefSeq names its product thioredoxin-like protein. Gene Ontology annotation, molecular function: glutathione disulfide oxidoreductase activity. The record is from RefSeq and is a predicted model, not a curated record. The annotation marks the transcript as partial. Gene Ontology annotation, biological process: cellular response to oxidative stress. Gene Ontology annotation, cellular component: cytoplasm. NCBI's taxonomy places the organism in Eukaryota, Fungi, Mucoromycota, Mucoromycetes, Mucorales, Rhizopodaceae. The transcript has 3 exons.
GUACGGAAGGCUUCUUUGGUAAAGAGCGUAUGGCUUUAUAAGUCAAUGAAUACCUUUCUAAUCAAGUAAAAUAAAUGACGUAAGGUCGUGGGAUCUAAAAAAGAGACUGAAGUCUUAUUUUAGAGGAUUUUCCUUUUCCUUUUUGAAUGGAACCCUCCUAUUUCACAAGAAGAAAUGAGUCAGACUCAAGCAACAAUUGAAGAAGUUAUCAAGAACAAUAAAGUUGUUAUCUUUUCCCAGCCAGAUUCCCCCUAUUGUGAGAAAGCAAAAAACUUGUUGGCGCAACUCAAUGUGCAGUUUUUUGAUGUAGAGCUUCCUCCAAAAGAUGUUCAACAAUAUCUCCAGGAAAAGACUGGUCAACAUGAUUUUCCCAACAUCUUUAUCAAUGAACAACACAUUGGUGGCUACAAUAAAUUG